AUGGGAGCUCUAGCUAUGGAAGAGAGUGACCAAAGGGAGAACUUGUUUCUUGCACAGUGCAAAAUUGUGGAUAAGGUUUGCUCAUUAAUCAUUGAUGGUGGGAGUUGCACGAAUGCCGUCAACAAGAAAGCCAUUAUCAAAUUUAGCAUUGGCAAGUACCAAGAUGAGAUUUUGUGUGAUGUGGUACCCAUGCAAGCUUGCCAUCUAUUGCUUGGAAGACCUUGGCAAUUUGAUGUUGAUGCCCAACAUAGUGGCAGAACUAACAAGUACUCAUUUGUGGUCAAGGGGAAGAAGUACAUUCUUAACCCAUUAACCCCUCACCAAGUGAGUGAGGAUUAUAGAGUGAUGAGGGAGCUUCGGGAUAAGUAUCAAAGGGAAGAAAAGGAGAAGAGUAAGAAGGAGACUUUGUUGGUUAUAAGUGGAGAGGGAACAUCUCAAGAUGGUUCCAAGAAAUGUUUGUUGGCCAAACCAAGUAAUUGCUUGAAAGGGAUUGACAAGAGACACUUCAUGGUAUGUCUUGUCAACAAGGAUCUUCUCUUAAAUGCUAUCCAAGCUACUAGCACUUUUCCUAGUAGUAUGUCUUCUCUUUUGCAGGAAUAUGAAGCCUUGUUCCCGGAGGAAAUGCCCGAUGGCUUACCUCCCUUGAGAGGUAUUGAGCACCAAAUCGACUUUGUAUCGGGUUCCCAAAUUCCCAAAAAACCAGCUUAUAGGAGCAACCCGGAAGAAACAAAAGAAUUACAAAGGCAAGUGGAUGAACUUCUUAAAAAGGGGCUACUGAAGGAGUGUCUUAGCCCGUGUGCCGUUCCGGUGAUUCUUGUUCCAAAGAAAGAUGGCACUUGA
Molecule: messenger RNA, 840 nt
Organism: Lycium barbarum (goji berry)
Lineage: Eukaryota; Viridiplantae; Streptophyta; Magnoliopsida; Solanales; Solanaceae
Exons: 2
Coding region: 1-840 (279 amino acids)
Source: RefSeq, a predicted model, not a curated record